Molecule: messenger RNA, 14575 nt
Organism: Microcebus murinus (gray mouse lemur)
Lineage: Eukaryota; Metazoa; Chordata; Mammalia; Primates; Cheirogaleidae
Gene: SBK1
Product: SH3 domain binding kinase 1
Biological process (GO): protein phosphorylation
Molecular function (GO): protein serine/threonine kinase activity; ATP binding
Source: RefSeq, a predicted model, not a curated record
UGCCCAAACUUCUCCAGCUUGCUCCUACUUUCCACUCCUAGCUCCAUCAUCUCGCACCCUCACCCUGUGCUAGAGGCAUUCAGCCACCAAAAACCUGUUUUCACUGUCCCAGUUGCCCAGGAGCAGAAGUCCCGGUUUCCAGGCACAGGUCUCACUGAGGACUCUUGGGGGAGGGCUGCUCCCUAGGCUUCAGUUUACCCUUCUGUCCAGGGGAGGACUGGACUAAAGGUUCCUUGGCUGUAAACUUCCUUCUUGUUCUCACUUUCUAGGGCUGAGUCCAAGCUGUUCUAAGUUUUGGUCUUCCCAUACCCCCUCCUCCAAGGACAGUGGUGCAGUGCCACUGUGGCUGGCCUCAGGGUCCCUGAGUGCAAGGCCCAGGCCAGGUCCAUGUCUCUCUACCUCCCAGGGCGCGGUGCACGGGCUGGCUUUAGGAAGGGUUUACCCGGGCCUGGGGUUGGGCCUGCAUCUCACUUGGAGUGAAAGCCAGGUCCCCGCUGUGGCCUCCACACGUCCUACAUUGGCUCGUAAGAUGGGCCAGCCCUCCUCACCUCUACCCUGUCUCCUGCCCCCAGCCCCUCACCCACCACUUGGCAGCCACCCCCCACACACACACCCCGGGCCUCCACACUCCACAUUGUCCCCUGCAGCGCCCACGUCCUUGCAGCCCUCUCAGCGGGGCUCACCCUGACCACCACGACAGUGUCCUCGCCCUUGCCCCGGGCCUCCACACUCCACAUUGUCCCCUGCAGCGCCCACGUCCUUGCAGCCCUCUCAGCGGGGCUCACCCUGACCACCACGACAGCGUCCUCGCCCUUGCCCGCCCAGCUUUCCCUUCAGGACAUCACUGUCGCACACACGUCUCUUACCGUCUCUGUCCCUGUCUGCCUCCAGCCCAGAGUAUGAGCUCCUCGAGGGCAAGGCUGUUUGGUUCACGAGUAUUCCAGAUCCAGGAACAGUGCCAGGUGCAUAGUAGGUGCUCAACAGAUAUUUCUUAAAUGUUCUGGAACCAGACAGAUCACCUCUAAGCCGCUUCCUAGCUGUGACACACUGGUCAUACAACUUAAUCGUCCCUUCUCCGAGUCUCAGUUUCCUGAGCUGUGAGACAGCAGUCCCCAACCUUUUUGGCACCAGGGACCAUUUCAUGGAGGACAGUUUUUCUACGGACCAGGGAAGGGGGUGCUCAGGCGGAGGGGAGCAGCUGUACGUACAGACGAAGCUUGGCUCGCUUGCCCACCGCUCACCUGCCGUGCGGCCCGGGUUCCUAAGUUUCAUGGGAGACAAUUUUUCCACGGAUGGGGCAGGUGGCUCGGAGCUCAGGCGGCGAUGUGUGGCCCCUUCCUAACAGGCCAGGGCCUGGGGGAUUGGGGACCACCGCUAUAAGAGAUGUCAUGGGAAUAAUAAUAGCAGCUCGUCCUCAGAUUGUUGCGAGGUUUAAAUGAGUCAGUAUAUAUUAAGUGCUUAUACUUUAAGCUGUCUGUGUCGGCUAUCGCUAAUAAUACUUCAGCCUGCACCACUGUUGUCCCCAUGUCGCUGCUGAGGAGGUGGGGGCCCACAGGCAAUAAGUGGCCUGCCCAAAGCUUCCUGGUUGUGAGUGGCUGUGCCACCCGCACCUGCGCUGGAGCUUGGGGAGGGCAGGGAGUGAGGGCUGCGGCUGAGGAAGGGCCCAUCUCUCCUGGGAGUCUCUGCUCGCUCAGCCAGCUCUCUGGAGGCCACCACUUGUCCCUGGUGGACACCCAGCCAAGGCCCCUGGCCUGUCAGCCAGUGGUGGGUGACCACGUGCUCUCUGCCCUCCACUCCUGUUGACACCCCUGAGUGCCAGCCUCCCCGUGCAGCUAGGCUGGGAAGACCUCUCCAGCUUACUGCCCCCCCCAUGCCCCCAGGGGCCACCUUGGGCCCUGGGCCCUCAAGUGGCCAGGAGGGCCAGGCCCAGGGCUUCCACCUCCUCCAGGGCCCUGCUGGGGUGGGCUAGAAGAGACUGGAGGCCUGUUCUAGCUCUGGGCACCAGCUGCAGGCAGGCAGCGUCACAGGCUAUUAAUAGCCACCAAGGAUGUGCCCUGAGAAAGGGGCGCACUGUACACCAGCUGGGAGGGGAGGCUGAGGCAGGGCCUGGAGCCAAACAUGGGGCCUCAGAGCACAGGGAACCCAGGCUGCCCCUGCGGGGGAGGGCAGUGAGGAGGAUAUUGGGUUCUGGUUUCUGAGGCUUAAUCCUGGGAAAUGGGGUGGCUGGGUCAGACGAUCCCCACAGCCCCUGCCGGCUCCAGUGGGUCCUAGGGGUAAGAUUUAGCAGAGCUAAAUGGUCUUCACCUAUAGAAUAGAGAACCAAGGCACAGUGAGGGUAUGGCUUCACCCGAGCUCACCUGCAGGGUCAACGGCAGAAGCAAGGUCCUGGGCCCCGCCGUCCAGCAAACCUGCUGAGCAUCUGCUAUGUGCCCAUCAUGUUAAAUAGGCAUUCUCAGCUCCAUUUGACUGAUGGGCAAACUGAGCCUUAGGCAGGUGGCACAACCUGCCCGAGGUCACACAGCUAAGGGGUGGAGCCUGAAUCUGUGCCCUCUGAGGAGGAGAUUUGAGAAUGUUCUCUUCCUCCUUCUCCUCUUGAACCAGAAUAGAAUGUUUGGUGGAGUCUGAUUUGUGUCGAAGGACUAAGGAGGGGAAGAGGCCUUAUCCAGAGCCCCAGUCCUUCUGAUGUUGAGUGUAGAAUAAUGCAUGUGUUACAUGGGAACAUUUGUCAAGGGGGAAGGUCCUGGGCCUUAUGGUGACCCACGAAGGAAUAAGAACCAGUAGCUUGGCUCACUUCAUAGACUGGAAGACUGAGGAGGAGAGGGGAUGGCCAGGGCUCCCUGACAACCAGGGCACAGGCCAGAGUCUUUCCCAGCAGCUCUGGGUCCCCUGCUCCCUGGCAGUGAAUAGAGGAGUCCACGUGCAGGCAGACAGAUUUCUGUACUGAAGUGCUGAGCCCAGGGGCGAUGGGAGGCUGGGGACAUCCUUCAGGUGAGGUGUUUAGAGGCAGAGAGCCAGGCUGGGACAUCCACUUUGGGGACAUAGAAGGAGGUUCCUCUUCAGGCAGGGUGUUAGGGGGCUCCCAGAUGCCCCCACAUUCCUGAGCACAGUGACCCACUGUGGGCAUUCAGGGCAGCCACGAUGGACCAGUCAUCCUCCUCUGGUCCCUCUCAGGAGUUUGGCCUUGUCUGGUCCCCAACCACACCUGGUUCCUUUUGCUCCCUGGACCCAAUAGGACCGUACCAAGUGAAAAGUUUCAUCCCUACCCUUCCUCUGUUCCCUCGGUCCCCACCCUUCUCCCUAGUAGGUCAUUUGUUCGUUCAUUCAUUCGACAAAUAUUUAUUAAGUGCCUACUAGGUGCCAGGCACCAAGUUAGCCACAGUGGUAUGCAGCAGUGAACUAGGCCAGACAGCAAAGUCCCUGCCCUCCAGCUACUUCCGUUCGACUGGGGGAAAGAGACAGGCAGGAUGGAUGUCAGAAGUCGGCAAGUUACAUAAUGCAUUAGAAAGUGAUAUGUUCUACUGGGAAAACACAGAGCAGGGUAUGGGGGUCAGGAGUGCAGUAGGGCGGCCUGAGUUGAGAAGAUGUCAUUUGAGCAGAACUUGGAGGAAACUGUGUGGCUAUCAGAGGGUAGAGGUGUCCAGGCAGAGGGAACAGCCCCCAGGCAGGAGGCUGGCAUGUUCAGGGGACAGCAGGGAGACCAGUGUGCUGAGUGGGGUGUGGGGAGGGAGGUCAGAGGGUCAGUGGAGGGCUUUGGAACCAGAUGGGAGCCCGUGGAAGGUGCUGAGCCUGGGGGUAAUGUGACACUCCCUGGCUGCUGUGUCAGGAAUGGACUGUGGGGGCGGGCAGGGGACCAGCUAGGAAGGUACUGCAGAAGCUGAGAGGUGAUGAGGUGACCAGUGGGAGUGAGUGAUGAGGAGUGGCCAGGGUGGCAAACACCUUUCUUAAUGUCUGGUGUUGAUUCUAAAGUUAUUUUAUGCAAAUACAUGCAAAUGAGAAACCUUAUUUCCCUUCAUUUCAAGGUAGCUUACUACAUACCUGAGACUGUCUGGCCUCAUCCCAGAGUGAUACAGAGGCCCAGAGAUGGCCAGGGAGCUGGGGGCAGCUGCUGUGUUCCCUCUCCUAUGUGGCUGGGGGAAGGCCAAUGGCACAGCUCUCUGGGGGCCAUCGGACACUCUCCAGAAAUUCCAAAUGCACCCACACUUUAACCCAGCAAGCCUAUUUAUAGACUCUAUCAUACAGAUACACCUGUGCACUGCAAAACAGCUCCGUGCAAGGCUUCUGUACGUUGUUUAUAGUAGUAGUGAGAGGGUAGCUGCCACCCCAGUCUCUACAGUAGGAGUUUGGUUAAAUGAAUGGCAGCAUAUUCGUAUGUACCUUUCCGCCCUGGGGGCCUGAGUUCCAGUUCUGCUGCAGUUCUCCUGCCUGGCCGGCCCCCUGUGCUCCUGCAGCCACCUCCCACCUUGCCCUUGGUGCUGGGCUGGCCUGGGUGCUGUCCAUGCCUGUGGUGCUGAAGACUAUGGGGCUGGAGGGAGGCCGGUGCUGUGAACCUGAGACCAAGAGUAGAGAAGCGGAGGUAGAGCAGGGGGAUGUUCAGGGUUCAAUGCCUGGCGCUGCUACUCAGGAGCUGAAUGACUUUGGGCAAGUUGUUUAACCUCUCUGACCCUCAGUGUCCUUAUCUACAAAAUGGGUUGCUGUGAAGAUUGAAUGGCAGCAGCAAUGUAAAGCCUUGGCACAUUGAUAAAAUAAAUGGCAAUUUUUAGUGUAUCAUUUUAGAGACAGCAAAGCAUAGUGGUUAAGCUUCUGGGCACCAGAGCGACGAUGCCUGGAUUUGAAUCUUGGCUCUGCCACUUACUGGAUGGAUGAUCUUGAGCAAGUGAUAUGACUGCUCUGUGCCUCAGUUUCCUCAUCUGUAAAUUGGGGCCAACGAUAGUCCCCAUGUCAUAGGAUAUUGUGAGGAUUCAAUGAGUUCACUUACAUGAGGCACUUGGCAUAUGACAGGGGUUCCCUAAGUGUUAGCAAUUUAUCAUCACUUUCCUCCCUGUCAUCAUCGUGAGUCUCAUGACAGCACUCCAGCCUCUCUGUUCACAGUGACCAGGGUUACUCACAGCCACUCCCAUCUGUGCUGUGCUUGGGGCCGGGGCUGUUAGAGGGAGACAGCACCUUGUCCCAUGGGUGCUCCAGCCUCUAGCCCGGCCCUGCCACUCUACGUGCCUUUGAGCCAAUAACUGUUCCUUUCCGGCCAUCAGACUCUGCAUCUAUAAAAUGGUGCGAAUGAUACUUCAUGCAGGUCCCUGAGAAAAUAGCUAUGUCCCUAUAGGGUCACAUUCAGGAAAGCCAAGAUAUAAAAAGUUACAAUUUCCCAAACACGUAGAGAAUUAAUCACUCGGCAUUUGUCACACCCUGGCUAAGUGCUGGGAAUAGCAAGAUGAUUAAGGCAUGGAUGGGGCUUGCUUUCAAGGAGUUCUUAGGUUUCUUGCUGGGUGGUUAAUCCCCUUCAAGGCCUAUUCAGGUGUCACCUUCUGCCGGAAGCCACCCUGAUCUCCACUGCCAUUCCAAGGACCCUCCUUGGAAAUGCUGGAGCACUGACUAUUGUCCUGUGUCGGUGUUUUCGCUGCCACCCUGCUUUGUAGACGCAUUCCCAUUUGUCUGGUGCACUGCUCUAACCUACACCCCAUGCCAACACCCAGCACAGUGCCUGGCCCGAGUGGGUUGCAAGUUACAUAAACCCAAGUCAAACGAGCUUAGUUAAGCCAAAAAGGAAGUGUAUUCAUUCAUGAAACAAAUGUCGAGGAGCAUAAUUGGCUUUAGAUGUGCCUGGAUCCAGGCUCAAAGUCAUCAGAAAUCUCUCCACCUUUCUCUCAUCUCUAUUUAGCUUUGUUGCUUUAUUCUCUAGCGGGUCCCCCCACCCCCUCUGCAUGGUGGCAAAGCCAACCCCCAGCAACUCCAGACUUGUGUCUCCUAGUUUUGCAUCCCAAGGUGAGAGGAUACCUCUUUCCUGAUGGCUAUAACAAAAGUCCUAGUCCUAGAUCUCUGUGGGUCACCUUCGGUCACUUGUUCAUCUCUGAACCAGUCACAGUGGCCUGGCAGAUGAUGGGAUGGGUCCACUGGUUGGCCAGGCCUGGGUGGAGACACCUGUGCUGAACCACAUGGGUGAGAGAGGGCCAUUACCCAAGGCAAGGGGCAUUGGUGCUGAGCGGGAGAAACAUCAUGUGCCCAUUCAAGCAACCAUGGAAAAUGCGUGAGCGAGUCAAGGAUUGGAUCAAAUCUGAUCGUAAAUCAGUUUCUCCAACCACGUACAUCAGAAGGACUGGGGGAGGAACGUAGAGGCGGGCGAGGGCAUGUGGAGGGGUGGAGGGUGGCUCAGUCACACAGGCCCCAGCCCCCGUUGCUUUACAGAGGAGCACAGUGAAGCAGGUGAGAGCGGUCUGAGGUGCUCCCUGUCCGCCCCCUGGGGCCUGGAAUACCAUCACAAGCCUGCGUUUGUUUUCCACAGGGAUUUGUGAAGUGAGGAGCAGUGACCAGUCAGUGGCAUCCUUCCAGGCCAGGGCUUUGCUAGGGAUACCCCUGGAGUUUGCCCACGCCAGGAGCACAGCAGCACCGGUCCAGCGCUCUGAGGGAGGGGACUGGACAUGGGGGCAGAGGAUCUUAGCAUCCCAGAGAGAGAACCAGAAAGGCCUGGCUGGCAUCACUAGAUCCGGCCUCGUCCCCACUGCUUCCCCAACAGAUGAGCAUCCAGCCUCUGCUUCUACCCCGCAGCGAGGACGCACUUCCGCCCCGCCGCGUCUUAUUUUGAGCCGCUGCCUGUCUGAUCUGGCUUUAGGGGCCUCGCAGGACACAGUGCGGAAGAGCGUGGGCUCUGAGGCCUGAUGGCCGGAGGUCAGUCCCAGCACUGCUAACUACUCACCUGGGCAGGUGCUCAGCCCCUCUGUGCCUCCGCAUCUGUCCCGGUCCAUUCUGUGCUGCUGUAACAGAAUAGCCUGGACUGGGUGAUCAUAAUUAACAGAAAUGUAUUUCUCACAGCACUGCAGGCUGGGAAGUCCAAGAUCAAGGUGCCGGCAUCUGGUGAGGACCUUCUUGCUAUAUCCUCUCAUGGUGGAAAGGAAAGAGAGAGGGAGGGAGGGACUGGCCAAAAGGGGCCAAAUUCGUUUUUUUCUAAGGAACCCUCUCCUGAGAUCAUGGCAGAGCCCUUGUGGCUGAACCAUCUCCUAAAGGUCCCACCUCUUAAUACGGUUACAAUGGCAAUUAAAUGUCAACAUGAGUUUUAGAGGGACAUUCAAACCAUAGCAGUAUCCCUUUCUGUAAAACAAGGAUAAUAAUAAUAGUCGUACCUACCGCUCAGGGUUGUGGUGAUUAUUCUAUGAUUGAAUCCACAGCACCUGGCAUGUGUUAAAUGCUCAGUAAACAUUUGCUAGGGUGAUUUUCCUCCUGCAAGACAGGAUAAGAGCAGGCCCCCUUCUCUUUGCAGGCUGGUCACCCUCCACCCACUCCUGUCACUGGGUUCUUGUCACUUGGUCCCCAGUGUUAUCCUGGUUAUCCUUCUCUGGCCACAUUCUGGGCAGUUGAACACAAUGAGGGUCAUAUCUUAGCUCUUUUGCUUACCUACGACAUAACCUCUGAGUUGGGGCAGUGCCUGCUGCUGAAACAAACAAGCUCCCAUCUCAGCAGCUAACACAAUAGAAGUUUCCUUCUGGCUCACGUGACAGUGAAGAGUGGGUAAUCCUCCUUGUCAUGAUUUGGGGACCUAGGCUCCUCCUGUCUUGUGGCUUCACCACCUUUUAUGGUUUGCAGUGCUCUGCAGCAAGCCAUCACGCAGAAGAAGAGAGACUAGAGGGAAGCUUCCCCAGUUCUUGGAAGCCCCAGGCAGGCAGGGACACACACCACUUCUGUUCACAGCCCCGUGGGGAAAGGCAGUCACGUGGCUGCCCCAGAUGCAAAGGAGGCUGAGAACGUAGUUCCCUGCUGGACAGCCACUUUCCAGCAGCGACUUUGUAGUAGAGAAGAGGAAACACACAUUUUUGGUGGACAGUGGCUGUCUCUGCUACGAUUGUGGGCAGAUCACCAACCUCUUGGGCCUCUGUGCUUCGUCUGUAACACAGCAUCGCUCGACCAUGGCGAGGGUUGCACAGCUCUGUACAUUUACUGAAAUCAUUGAAUCGUACGCUCCAUGGGCGAGUUUUGUGGUAUGUAAGUUACACCUCAAUUAAGCUGUUUUUUAAAGUUAGGAACCAUCUUGCCCCAGUCUUAGGGUUCUUGUGAGCCCUCAGUGAGAAACUUGGCCAAGCUGGCAGCACUGUGAUGUGUGGUGGGGACCUGGGGUUCCAAAGUAGGCCUGAGCUGGGUGAUGAGGUCACUGUAGUUGCAUACGGGUGGCUCCCAUGGCUCCCAGCUCCAGCCGCCCGGCAAGAGGAAGUGGUAGGCGGUUCGGUCUUGCCCCUCCCUUGGGAAACCCUCCCCAACCACGGUGGCCCUCCCAGCAUGUGGCAGAGCCACAACUUCUGCUGUGAAGUUGGGGGACCCCACCCGCGCUCAGCAGCACACAUAGCAGGUGGAGGCCUCCCUGGGGGCCAGUGAGGACACACGCUUGAGGUGCAAGGUGGGGGCCCAGCAGCUUGAGUGUGGGCGGGGGCGGGGCCGACUGCACGGCUCUAACAAGGUCAGCAGAGGCCUCCCCUGCUGGGUGUUGGCAAGUUCACAGCCAUCAAGCCCACAGCUGCUGCUGGAAGUGGGUGCAGUGACGAAAGUGAUGAUAAAAUACUUGGAGGAUCAAGUUCCCACUGAGACUCUGUCCUCUUCUUCCCUACUUGGCUACUAACGGAUGGGGGGAGAUGGUCCCAGCAUCCUUGGGAAAGCACAGUGAUCAAAAGCACCAACUUUGGAGCCAGUGCCGUUGCUAGCUGUGUGACCUUGGGCCAGUUGCAUAGUCUCUGUGCUUUGCUUUCCUCCUCUCCAAAGUGGGAAUGAUAAUAAUACCUGGUUCUUAGAGUUGUGAAGAUUGAGUUAGUCCUUAGAACAGGGACUAGCAUGCCGUACGUCCUAUAAAUGUUGGUGCCAUUAUUAUAACUGCUGUUGUUACUGUUUUCUUCAUCAUGUGGAUGUGGAAGCUGAAGCUCAGAGAAGUGGUGUGACUUGCUCAAGGUCACCCAGCUAACAAGUGGCGCACGUUAAGAUCAAGGCCAAUCCUGCAAGCCUCAAGGCCCGUGCUGUUCCCGUCACUCCCCACUGCGCCUCUCAAGUCACGUGUGUCGGAACUGGGUCAGAGGCAGCGUGUACCUGGGGGAUGACGCGCAGGCGUGUGGAUUAAUUCCUUGUCUCCUGCUGACACCUUGCAGAGAAUAGGCCUGAAGGGGGAAGGAGGGGUGGUGGGGAGAACCCCAAAACUGGACCCUACGGAACCAAGGAAAGAGAGGGUUGAACCUGGUCUAGCCCCUGCCUCUGGGGAGCUCUUGGCUCGUUGAUGGGACAGAGAGGGACACAGCUGAGACUACCCCUCCAGGACUUCCUGGAGGAGCAGGAGCUCAGAAUAAUGAGGCCGGGAAGAGUGAAACAGGCAGGAGAGGUUGGUCGGGAGCUGUGAGGAUAUGGAAUAGGGGACACCAGAGCUGUGGACCAGCUGUGUGGAGUAGUGGGCAGAGCGGGGGCUGCAGCUGGGGGGGAGGGGCACACGUGGGGCCCAAACCUGCCUACAUGGCUGUGCCCCGCCCCACCCAGGGCCUUCCCGGGCAGCUGAGGCCAUGGGUGCAGGGAGGAGCCAGGCACCCAGUCCCUGGGGGAGGGAGGGCUGGUAGCCACUGGCAGCUGCCAGUCCAGCGCCCAGCGAAUGCAGAAGAGCCCGAAGUGACCUGGUAGGGCCAAAGCCCAAGGCAGGAGAGCUGCACACAUGUGUACACAUGUGCUGCACGCACGUGGCCCGCCCACCUCAGCAGCCCUCGGGGAGUCCACACACCUCAGGAGAAGUAGGUCAGCAGAGCAGCCGGCGUCUGUCCCUGGCGGGCGGGGGAGGAGCUGGAGGCAAAGAGGGCUGUGCACUCAUCUGAACCCCCGGGGACAGCCCCACUCCACGCAGAAAGGGCCCAAGGACACUCUGGCCUGAGGAUGCUGCACAGGAACAGCCGUGCCCGUCUCUGCUGGCGUUGCGGCAGCUGCCUCCGUUUCCUAGCUCAGGAGCCUCCUCACCCAGGCUGGACGUUUGACUGUGGUUGGAAGAGCAGAUCUUUUCCAGCCCCUGAACCCAGGGAGAGACUGUCACGGAGAGAUGCCGCCCCACGGCAGCCCAGGGCAGACCCAGUGCUGUGCAGCCAGAGCUGGGACUGCAUGGAGACCUGGCGACAGGGGCCAUGUCCGCGUUCGGGUCAGCACGCCGAGGGUAGAGAGGAAGGGCACGCGGGACCGGGCUGCCGUGGGCCUGUGACGUGGGCUGGGGCAGGCUACAGACUAGACUCUCCGAGGACAGUAUGUGGCAUUUCAGCCAGAGUCCCUGGCACCCGUUCAGGUUGAAAUGACUAGGAAAGCAAAGGCAGGAGAAGAUGAGCGUGGGCUGCCCAGAGCCUGAGCCGCCCCACUCCCUGCCCUGCUGCGGGCCGGGGACCGCCCCUGGGCCUGGUGCUGGCGUGCCCCUUCUCACUGAAGACAUGCAGGCGCUGACCCUCCGCACACUGGCAGCCAGCGACGUCACCAAGCACUAUGAACUUGUCCGGGAACUGGGCAAAGGCACCUAUGGGAAGGUCGAUCUGGUGGCCUACAAGGGCACAGGCACCAAAAUGGCACUGAAGUUCGUGAACAAGAACAAAACCAAGCUGAAGAACUUCCUGCGGGAGGUGAGCAUCACCAACAGCCUGUCCUCCAGCCCUUUCAUCAUCAAGGUCUUUGACGUGGUCUUCGAGACGGAGGACUGCUACGUCUUCGCCCAGGAGUACGCGCCCGCUGGGGACCUGUUUGACAUCAUCCCUCCGCAGGUUGGGCUCCCCGAGGACACGGUGAAGCGCUGCGUGCAGCAGCUGGGCCUGGCGCUGGACUUCAUGCACGGGCGGCAGCUGGUGCACCGCGACAUCAAGCCCGAGAACGUGCUGCUGUUCGACCGCGAGUGCCGCCGCGUGAAGCUGGCCGACUUCGGCAUGACCCGCCGCGUGGGCUGCCGCGUGAAGCGCGUCAGCGGCACCAUCCCCUACACGGCGCCCGAGGUGUGCCAGGCGGGCCGCGCCGACGGCUUCGCGGUGGACACGGGCGUGGACGUGUGGGCCUUCGGCGUGCUCAUCUUCUGCGUGCUCACGGGCAACUUCCCGUGGGAGGCGGCGUCGGGCGCCGACGCCUUCUUCGAGGAGUUCGUGCGCUGGCAGCGGGGCCGCCUGCCGGGGCUGCCGUCGCAGUGGCGCCGCUUCACCGAGCCGGCGCUGCGCAUGUUCCAGCGGCUGCUGGCGCUCGAACCCGAGCGCCGCGGACCGGCCAAGGAGGUCUUCCGCUUCCUCAAGCACGAGCUCACGUCCGAGCUGCGGCGCCGGCCCUCGCACCGCGCGCGCAAGCCGCCCGGGGACCGCCUGCCCGCCGCCGGGCCGCUGCGCCUCGAGGCGCCCGGGCCGCUCAAGCGGACGGUGCUCACCGAGAGCGGCAGCGGCUCCCGGCCCGCGCCCCCUGCCGUCGGGCCGGUGCCGGUGCCCGUGCCCGUGCCGGUGCCCGUGCCCGUGCCGGUGCCCGAGGCCGGCCUGGCUCCGCCGGCACCCCCCGGCAGGACCGACGGCCGCCCGGACAAGAGCAAAGGGCAGGUGGUGCUGGCCACGGCCAUCGAGAUCUGCGUCUGAGCCGCCCCCGCCGCCCUCCCGGGGCGGGCACGCAGCGGGGGAGCCGCCCCGGGCCUGCUCCGAGCCGGUGCCGCGGCCGGCAGGAAAGCGACCGGCCCCCGCUGGGCUGGAGGGCGUUGCGGGUAGACUAGGCAGGACCGCUGGCUGCGGGUCCGGCCGUCCGGCCCGCGUGGGGCUGGGGAGAUAGCCACCAAAGACCUCCGAAGCCGCCUGGUGGGCGGGGCCGCGGCCCAGAGGAGCCCCGCCCCGCGGACCCGAGCAUUCAGAGCCCCGCCCACAACACACGCCAGGCGCGAGGGAGCGGCGGGGCCAGACUCCCGGACACCUCCCUGAGCCCUGGAACCCAACUAGUUGCUCCUUCUUGGCCCUCACACCCCUGGCAGAUCAUCCUGCAGUCCCACCCAAUUCCUGCACUCCCGGCCACCCCUCUCCCACCCUGGGCACAGAAAGGGACUGAAACGUUGGGCAAGGAAGGGGCUUAAAGCCCCUCCCCUCCCCCAGGCACUGGCUGGGAGCAAGGCAACGAGGGGAGGCAGCCGCCAAGCCCUGGAAAAUGUAGCAAAUGUCUGGUUGUCGCAUAGGUGUGUUUGUAUGUACGGGCCCCAAGAAUCUAGUGACCCCCACGCCCCCAUUCCACCGGCGAGGACAUUGAGCCCAGUAAGGAAGGCAGCUUGCGGUGGGCCAGUAGCCACUGAGAGGCAGAGCUCUCUCCCAUCCCCUCCGGCCCAAGGGACUGUCCUGACAAGUCCCCGGGAUAGAAGGGCUCUCGUGGCAGGGGUCUCGCUGCCCUGCAUCCUUAGGGCCAGGAGCAAGUGCAGAGCCAGGGGCUGGGCCCAGCCCCCCUGCCAGCUGCAUCUUCUCCAGGCCCUGGGGCCUCUUCCAGUCCUCACUGCCCCAGCCUGGACAGAGCAGCUUGGGCUUCCAGCAGGCAGGAGGGGACUUAUGCCAGGAAUUUCUUCUGAGAUUUUAUUGGGGUCAAACAAGCCACCCUCCAAUGCCAGGCUGACCCCAUCAUCCUCAAUCUACCAUGUUUCUGGUACUGGAGUGGCAGGAGGCAGGAGCCGUGUGUGUGGGCACGAGAACGGGGGGCCAUGGACGUGUGAAAACAGGUGUGCGCAGCCAUGUGUGUUCCCGUGACUGCGCGUCCCAAUGCCUCAGCCACUGCCCUCUGGCCAGGUUUCUCACCAGGCCGUGGUCAGAGGGUGGCCAGGCCUGCAGUUCCCCCGCCCUCAGGGAAUCCGGCAGGGUGUGCCUGCUGGUUGGUCCAGGCCCCCAGGCAGCAAAACAGACAGGAGGAACCAGCCUCACCCAGCGCUCCCUCAUGGGGACCUCCUGCCCUCUCUGUAGUGGCCUGGGACCCUACAAUAACCUCAGCACAGGUGAAGCUGGCCUCUGUGUCUGACAGUGCCCUAGCAACUGUCCUGGGCUGCCCCUGCCUGGGUCCCUCCUGGGGUUCUGGGGCAUUUGAGGGGCCUCCUUGGUGGACCAGGCUGGCCAGAGUGGACAUCCAUCACUUUCUGGCCUGGAGCCCCCACCUCUCUGCUCACCCUUCAUUCCCACCUCGAACAAGGGCUAUAGGUCCCCCUGCCCUGCCCGGGUCCAGUUUACAAACAGUGUGCGGUUGCCCCAGGGCCUGGCCCCUCUCCCAGGUAUGCCCACUCCUCUCAAGACCCCACCUCCCCAUGGGCAUGGGGUCCUCCACAUGCCAGGUAAGUAGCAGACCCCCCCUCCCACCAAGGGCCAAGUCUCCGAGAAGGCCCUGUCACUGCCCCAGCCCACCUGAAGCCCAGCCGGGCCAUCUCUCCCAGCCGCGACUUCUCCUUUUGCCUUAGGCCUCGCGACAUCCUGAUCUCUCCUGCAAUAACAAGGAAGCGAGAUUCCACAGUAGAUGUCCCUUGCGUGCACACCCCCCUCUCUUUGUUAAGAUCCUGUUUGGGAGUCGACUCCCUUGUCGUAGUACCUAGUAUGUUAGAGUCGGGAAGGGACCGUAGUGAUGUAGCUCAGCCCUCAUUUGCAGAGGGGCCAGGAGGGCGGCGACAAGCCUGACCCAAGGGCAGAACCGGAUCGCAGGUCAGGGCUCUGCCGCUGCCUCCUCUGCUGGUCGGGCUGGGACCCUUUGCCCCCUUAGGAGAGGUGUUGGUCACAGAUGUUUACCUCAGUUUAUGUCACUGUCGAAGAAACAAAAAAUAAUAGCAAAAAAUAACACCGUAGACAUGAAGACUUAGAAGACAAUAAAACACACACACACAAUCUCCCCCCUUGCGAUUUCUCUGUGAAGGUACAGUGUGUAUGUUUGUGUGUGUGUGCGCGUGCGUCUAUCCCGCCCCGGGCAGGCCAGGUCAUCUCCGGCCUCUGUCCCAGCUCCUGUGUCCCCCAUACUGCCCCUGUCCUCCGGUGCUUCCCAGAGGCCCCUCUGAGCUGGCCUGUGGGGUGUGGGGAGCCCCUGGGCGGGAGGCGGGGCCACAGGUCAGCUAGAGGGUCUCCCACCAGGCCCACUGAGCAGAGCCCCAAGGCUGCCUGAUACUCCCUGAGCCCGUGCUGUGGCCGGUGGGACAGUCCUGGUGGCUGGCAUCAGCAUCCGAGCCUGGCUCAGGGCCUGGGGCAGGGGUCUGGGUGGAAUCCCAGAAGUCCCAAAGCCCCAGACCCUCAUGUCUUGCCACGCCCCACCCCAUGUGUUUAUAAAUACUCUGGCAGCCUUUGGCCCUGAGAAGGUUUUUAAAUGUGUUAUUUACUUCUCUAAACAUGACAAUUGCUAAAAAAUAAACAAAAGUUUAGAAAAAUUA